AUGGAAUCGUACCUCCCACUGCUUCGAAUGGACUUCCGGGCUCGGUGUAGGACCUUCUUAUGUGUGUGUACGUUUCUUGUAGUGUUUAUGGUCCCCUGCCCCCAAGGACUUCCCGUAAAUGCUUCCAAGUUACUUCUUAAAAAUGACCGGGAUAAUGUGCGAAACGACAAGGAAAACGACUUACCAUUUCCACCGGAUCACAUUGAGGGGUUGAAACUUGAAAGAGAUGGACACCUCAAUCAAGAAUUCAGGAAAGAGGUAUUUUUGGGAAACGAACACGAGGAUUUUGAGAAUAUUCCCGAAAAGGAAGGCAAAGAAAGGUUGAAAGAUAUAUUUCAACAGGUGGAUACAGAUGGAGACAAACAGAUAGGAUUAUUAGAACUCACAGACUGGAUUUCAAUAAAGACAGAAGAACAUUAUAAGGAGGCUGUUGAGGAAAAUGAAAAAACAUUUUUCAAAUUUGAUCCUAACCAAGAUGGAGUAAUUUCAUGGGCUGAAUACAAAAUUUACUUCUUAAAAGUCAAAGGCUAUUCUCAGUCACUGAUUGAAAAAGUUGGUGAUGGAGAGUCAAAACUAGACCUUAAAGAUGACGAUGACUAUGAGUUAUAUAGAGAUCAAGACAGAUGGCAGCAAGCUGAUGAAAACGAGGAUAACAGUCUGACACAUGAGGAAUUCCUAGCAUUUAAGCAUCCUGAGCAUUGUAGAGGAAUGUUACGCUUAUUGGUUGAGGAAAUAUUACAUGACUUGGACCAAGAUGGUGAUGGCAUAUUGACGGUUGUUGAGUUUGUAUCACUUCCUAUUGGACAUGAAAAAGAACUAGAAAGAAUGGCAAAAGAAGAUGAGUGGGUGAGAGAACGUAAAAAAGAAUUUGAACAAGCCAUUGAUGUAAAUCAAGAUGGGAAGGUCACAGUAGAAGAACUAGAGGUAUACAUGGAUCCAAAAAGUCGACAUAAUGCAGAGAGUGAGGCCAGGCAUCUUAUGGGUGUAGCUGACAUCAAUGACGACGGUAGACUUUCACUGAAAGAAGUCCUCAUCAACUAUGAUUUCUUUAUUGGUAGCAAAAUGUUCAACUAUGCAAAAAGUGUCCAUGAUGAGUUUUAG
Messenger RNA from Saccoglossus kowalevskii, 1101 nucleotides. RefSeq names its product 45 kDa calcium-binding protein-like. Gene Ontology annotation, molecular function: calcium ion binding. Gene Ontology annotation, biological process: calcium-ion regulated exocytosis. The record is from RefSeq and is a predicted model, not a curated record. Gene Ontology annotation, cellular component: endoplasmic reticulum. NCBI's taxonomy places the organism in Eukaryota, Metazoa, Hemichordata, Enteropneusta, Harrimaniidae.